Messenger RNA from Caenorhabditis auriculariae, 2435 nucleotides. The record is from the annotation of a GenBank genome assembly. NCBI's taxonomy places the organism in Eukaryota, Metazoa, Nematoda, Chromadorea, Rhabditida, Rhabditidae.
AUGAUUGCGAAGGCAUUACGAGUAGGUAUCCCACUAACUUUCGCUUCUGCGGGCGGAUUCUACCUGCUGGAAAACGAAGACAGAAGACAGAACUUUUUGCGACAAGUUGUCGCCCUAAGCAAGUCGAUUGUCACAUCUCGUAACGAUUUCGACGAUCAUUUUCCUCGCGGAACUUGGAACGACAAUUGGGAUUUGUGAGCUAAUAAAUAUUUUGCUUUGCAAUUUUCGUAUGGUUCAGCCGUGAGCCGUCGCAAUUACUCGACAGAAAAAAGUAUGACAAGGCUACGGACGAGGAGAGAAAGACUUUGGAAGAUGAGUGCAAAGCAACGGCCACUAGAAACAUCUUUUUGAUCCGCCACGGACAGUACCAUUUGGACUCGGUUGAGAAGAACCUCACCCCUUUAGGUCUGUUUCGAAAGAUUUGAAGUAGAAAUUCCUUCAAAAAUAAAGUCUUCCGGAAGCUUGAAAUUUUUAGGAGGUUUUUGCUUACUCAUUAAACCGAAAACUUUGGAAAAAAUGAAAAUUAGGAGGAAAAGAGUUUUCUGUGUUAAAAAUAAACGGCGCGAUAGAACGAAGCUCUUUGUAAACUUUGAAGUUCGAAAAUUUUUUUACAGUCAGGUAGUUAACUAUAGUCUGUUCAUAUUUUAAAUGUCAAGCAGCUAACUCCGCCCCUGCUGCCACAGUACUUUUCGCGUCGGUUUUUUUUUAACGCGCGAGACGAUUUUUAAUCUUUUCCGUUCUAAAAGAUAGAAAAAGAAGUCAGAAAAUAAUCCUAUAUUCAAAGUUCAUCAUCAUCUGCGAUGAAACAUUGACGCGAAAGAUAUUGUAUCUUUGGGGGACGGAGUAAGCUUCUUGACAUUCAUAAUCUGAACAGACUAUACCUUCAAUAGCAUUCAGAAGCAAAAAUAGAAACGUAGUUUUUAUUGAUUUUAUCUAUAGAAUCGGUCAUUAAAUUUGCUGCAUUUUAGGUAGGCAACAGGCGGAUGUCCUGGGAAAACGUCUCGCGGAGUCGGGAAUCAAAUUCGACAAACUUGUCAUGUCAACCAUGACACGUGCGACAGAAACUGCUAACAUCAUUUUGAACCAUCUUCCGGAAACCCUACCAAAGUGAUUUUUUUUCUGAGACUUGAGGUGUUCAAUUUUUUCUUCUUCAGAAGUAGUUGUUCCCAGAUAGAGGAAGGGCCCCCAUAUCCGCCUGUUCCAGACGUCUCUCACUGGAAACCUCCUCAUUCAGUGAGCUUUUUUGGUCAAAUAAUCGCUUUCUGAAUGCUUAUUGAACAAAAGAGUCUUCUAGUCAUUCAAUUCGUGAAAAAUAUGAGUUUUUUUCGUCCUAUUUAGGCUAAGACUUUUGAUUCCUGUUUCUUUAAUAGAAAGUGCGGGAAUAUAAUUACAUUAAAAAAGAAUAGAAAUCAAGAUAUGUUUUUCUACUAAUUCAUUAAACUAGGGAAUUAGUCCGGAUGCCGUUGUUUUUUUUGCCAAAAAAAAAUGAGAAUAUAGUACUGGCGCUGCUGUUUCGCAAAACAACGGCACCAGGACUAUAUGCUUAUCAAUCGAAUCUUUAUUUUAAUCUUUUCUUAUAAGGUUUCCUUCAUAGUUUUUUUUCAAAAUACCGUGCUAUAGCUGAUUCUCGGCUGGCUUGAGCCAUUGAAAAAAGGGUUCUGAGAUGCACGAGACAGUGCCGGCUCGUGGAGAGCACAGACAGGACACGCCCUCUUAGCGUCCCAAGCUGGCCGUGAAUCAGCUAUAGAUUAUCUUUUAAAAAACUCAAAAAAAAUUUUGCUUUUUAAGUCACAACUUUAGCUGGACUUACAAAGUUCGAUUUAGUUGAGGAGAGUUUCAUUACUUUCUGAGACUUUUUUUUAUAAAGAACAGGGGUUCAAAGGUCUGAAAUAAGAAAUUAGAAUAAGUUAUUCACAGUCUAUCUUCGUUGCGCGAGAAAUCUCUUUUCUGAAUCGGGUGCUUUCUAAUGAACGCGGUCAAAAAAACGUAAUUUUUUCUACCAUCGACGUUAAAGUAGUGUUAUAAGUUUAUCAAUUUUUUUUUCUCAUGUGGCGGAAGCUGUUCAAAAACUGAUCGUUCGUAGCAAUUGCUGGAGUGUUUUCUUGAGGAGUUUUUCGUGGAGAGCGCACGGAUCGAGUCGGCCUUCAGGAAACAUUUCCACCGCGCUCCACCCACGCAAAAAGAAGACUCAUAUGAGCUCUACGUGUGUCACGCCAAUGUCAUCCGCUACUUCGUCUGCCGGUUUGCAUAUAUCAUGAAUCGGGGAAGAAGAAACUAGCUGCAGAGCCCUGCAGUUCCCGCCUGAAGGAUGGCUCCGUAUGUCGUUGGGCAACUGCUCGUUGACCUGGGUGGUGAUCCGGCCGUCAGGACGCGUCACCAUCCGCAGCCUUGGCGACAUCGGACACUUCCCUCCUGCCAAAAUAUCUUUCACUUGA